UUCAAACGAAGAUCAAGUCAGUAUUACGUAGUUUGGUCCGAAGUUUCUAUCGCUUUAAAUUAAAUUUCCAGCUUUCAUCAAUCGUCCGCCAUUUUGAAUUGCAACGCUCACACGCUUGCGCAGUGCGCGAUUCUGCUGAAUUGAGACAUUGUGUGCUCGAGUCGUCCCAGGGCCAGGUACGAGAGUAUUUUUCAGCAUGAGGCCAGACGAACACAAGAAAAAACAGCGCGCAGAUUACAAGAAAAAACACGGAAUUACCAACAAGAAAACAGCGUCAAAGGAAAAAAACGAGACUACAAAAGCAGCGAAUGCUGCAGAAACUCAGAAGGGAGAUGAUUUGGCGGAUAUAAGCCAGGGAGAUCAUAAGCAGUUCUCAAGGAGAAAAGUCUUCAGUAAUUGGGAUCGAUAUGAAGAUUUUGAAGACACUAGUGAUGAAGAAGAUAGCAGUAUAAACAUCACAAAGAGAGGAGAAGAUUUUAAUGUCCUUCUUCAAAAAUCAGGUAGAACAUUUGACAGACCAAGUAUUUUUGUUAAAUUUGUUGGCUUUUUUUGUUUGUGUUGAGUUAUUUUUAGUCCU
Messenger RNA from Orbicella faveolata, 577 nucleotides. RefSeq lists its product as uncharacterized. The record is from RefSeq and is a predicted model, not a curated record. NCBI's taxonomy places the organism in Eukaryota, Metazoa, Cnidaria, Anthozoa, Scleractinia, Merulinidae. Gene Ontology annotation, biological process: negative regulation of G2/M transition of mitotic cell cycle.